Ornithorhynchus anatinus (platypus) is the source of this 2004-nucleotide messenger RNA. RefSeq names its product protein phosphatase 1 regulatory inhibitor subunit 1B (gene PPP1R1B). The record is from RefSeq and is a predicted model, not a curated record. Gene Ontology annotation, biological process: intracellular signal transduction. Gene Ontology annotation, molecular function: protein phosphatase inhibitor activity. Gene Ontology annotation, cellular component: cytoplasm. Bases 250 to 858 code for a protein of 202 amino acids. The transcript has 7 exons. Lineage: Eukaryota; Metazoa; Chordata; Mammalia; Monotremata; Ornithorhynchidae.
AGGGGGGAGAGAGACACCCAGAGAGACCCAGAGAUUGAGAGACUCCCCCCACUGGAGUCUCCCGCUCUAGUAUUUUUAUCUGUUCGUGAAUCCAUCUCCUCCUCCUCCUCCACACGCCCGUCAGCAAGCGGCCCGCUUCGUCUCCUAGGCGCGGGCCCGAAGGCAGGCAGGGAGGGCGCCCGGAGGCGGAGGCGGAGCAGCCGAGGUCCCUCUUACCUGCAGACCCUCGGCCCCGGACCCCCCGGACCCAUGGAGCCCAAAGACCGCAAGAAGAUCCAGUUCUCCGUGCCCGCGCCCCCCAGCCAGCUGGACCCCCGGCAGGUGGAGAUGAUCCGCCGCCGGAGGCCGACCCCGGCCAUGCUGUUCCGGAUGUCCGAGCACUCCUCUCCAGGUGGUUCCACCUGUCCGUCUCCUGAAGAGGAAGAGUCAUCUCCUUACCAGAGAACCGUGGGUGAGGGUCACCACCUCAAGUCGAAAAGACCAAACCCCUGUGCCUACACCCCCCCGUCUCUGAAAGCCGUACAGCGCAUUGCGGAGUCGCACCUGCAGUCGAUUGGCAACCUGACGGCUGAGGCUGAGGACGAAGAGGAGGCUGAGGCAGAGAGCCGGGGCUGCCAGGAGGAGGAGGAGGAGGAGGAAGAGGAGGAAGAGGACGACGAUGACUCCAGCCAGAGAGAGGUCAUCAAGCUUCGCAGCGAGCCCGAUGGGCAGAUGACUCCCUAUGGCCGGGGGCUGGAGGGAUCCUGGGGUCGCCCACCUCCACUGGAUGAGCAGGAGGACGGAGCCCCCGAAGCCGGGGGGGCAGGGAACCCCUCGCGGAAUGACCCCGGAGACCGCCUCCCGGCCCACUGCACGUAGAGACCCCUCCGGCCCCCGCCCCCCGCCCCUCAAGGAAGGCAGAAGAGGAGGGAUGGAGGGGCUGCCUGCCGCGGCCUUGGCUUGCCCCAGCCCCGGUGCCUGACACCGGUGUCUGUCUGUCUGUCUGCUUGCCUGGCUGCACCCCCCCAGACCCACCCAUCCACCCAUCCACCCACCCCCGGCCCGACACACACACACCACACACACACACCCCCUUCCUCCCCUGGGCACUGUCCUCCUCCCCUUGUCUGGGCACUGCCCGCUUCCCAUCACAGCCACUCACUUCCACCUCCCCUUCUUCCCCACUGGGCCCUGCCCUCCUCCCCUUCUCUGGGCACUGCCCGCUUCCCAUCACAGCCACUCACCUCCACCUCCCCUUCUUCCCCUCUGGGCCCUGCCUUCCUCCCCUUCUCUGGGCACUGCCCGCUUCCGAUCACAGCCUUCCGCCUGCGCCCUCUCCCCGCCUCCUGCUGGGCCCUGGGGAGGCUAAAAUGCGGCAGGGGGACGUGCGGCUCCUGGCUCGAGAUGGGGGGAGGCUUUAUUCCAUUCCGUCCCUUCUUCAUCGGUUUGUCCAGCUUCCCCCUUCUCCCCUCCUCUUGGGUGAGGGUCCCUGCCGGGCAGGACUCCGAGCCGGGGCCGGGAGGCGGGAGGAAGUUUCCGCCCUGUCACAGGGAGUCGCGGCCUACUCUGCCCCUCAGCUGUGAGACCCUCCUGCCUCAUCCCUCUGAUCCUCCCGACCUCCUCCCCACCCAGACCCGAAUCCCCUUGCCCCUGGACACUGCCAGGCCCAGCGCCCCCCACCCCCAACCCCGGGGUCCCCGCUGGCACACCGCCCCCCACCCCCUCAGCCAGAGCAAACCAGGUCCAUCUUUUGUCCCGAAGACUUCCCCCCUUCGAAGCCCCUCUGGGGGGUGGGAGGGAGGGGGCGAGGGGACUAUCUGAGGGCUUACACAUUAGGAAUGCUGCCUGCCGCGUGUGUGUGCGUGGGCGUGCGUGGGGUGGGCGCGUGUGUCCCGCCCGUGGGGGCAACGGAGUCGGGGCCUUGGGGCCUUUGCCCUUCUGCCUCGCCCCACGGGCUCCUCCCUGCCGCCGCCCCCGCCUCCGCCCCUGCUUGAUGCUGGAAUAAAGCUUUGUAAAUAACCCCGA